AUGGCCCUUCAACACGAUUCUUGGGUAUUUGUUUUCGGCCUCCUAGGAAAUGUCAUCUCAGUGAUGGUCUUCCUCGCUCCAUUACCAACAUUUUACCAAAUCUACAAGAAGAAAUCUACUCAAGGGUUUCAAUCAGUCCCUUAUGUUGUUGCAUUGCUCAGUGCAAUGCUUUGGAUUUAUUAUGCAAUUGUCAAAAGGGAACAUAGCCUCCUUCUCCUCACAAUUAACUCAUUUGGACUUGUGGUAGAAUCAGUUUACAUUGCAAUUUUCCUAGUUUAUGCAUCAAAUAAAGUCAGGCUUUCAACCUUCAAGCUUAUUCUAGUAUUGAAUGUGUUUGGAUUUGGAGCAAUGCUUGUUUCAACCCUAUGCCUAACAAUGGGAUCCAAACGUCUUUCUAUUAUUGGAUGGAUUUGUCUUGUUUUCAACAUAACAGUAUUUGCUUCUCCUCUAUGCAUUAUUAGACACGUAAUAAAGACUAAAAGUGUUGCAUACAUGCCACUUAGUUUGUCCUUCUUUUUGAGCUUGAAUGCUAUCAUGUGGUUCUUCUAUGGUUUUCUCAUCAAGGACUAUUACAUUGCUCUUCCAAAUACGCUAGGGUUUGUAUUCGGUAUCGUUCAGAUGGUGAUGUAUUUGAUUUAUAGAAAUUCAACUCAAGUGAUGGUAUCAGAAAAGUCAAUGAAGUUACAAGAACAAAAUGGUCAUGUUAUUGACAUUGUGAAGAUCGUUGACACGACUCAAGGGGACAAUGGUGGUGCUCUGCCUGUAUCAACUAUUAGUGAGGAUCCAAAUAAUGGGAAAUAA
This is a messenger RNA of Lathyrus sativus (Indian pea), 801 nucleotides long. The record is from the annotation of a GenBank genome assembly. NCBI's taxonomy places the organism in Eukaryota, Viridiplantae, Streptophyta, Magnoliopsida, Fabales, Fabaceae.